GAAGAAACCCCACAACAACUGUCAUGGCUGCCUCCUGCUCCUUAGUGUGCUGUGGAGAAGAGACUGAAUCCGACAAAGCAGCUGUUGUCCGCUUUUCCAGUGGCUGCGCCAAUGCAGAGAGCCUCGAUUUCAGCUUGUACAAGAACAGAGAUGAGAACAACCCGAGGAAGAAGAGCAAGCGGAUACUGGUUGCUGAAUCAAACAGACUGAGCUAUGUUGGUCAGAAUUUUGAAGCGGGAUCUCUGAAAUGCAACAGCCUCUGCAAAUAUUAUGUUGGCGUGCUGAACAAACAGACCAUGCAAAUGGAGGUGCAUAACGCUGUGCUGUUCAACAUGCAGCCUGUUAUCCCAGGGGAGACAUCAACUACCAAACCUCAGGAUACUUCUCAAUCCUACAGAGACAAAGUUGACUUGUUGAUUGAGACAUUUGGCACCAACAAGCAGAAACGAGCCCUGGCUUCCCGGAGGCUAAACCAGGUAGGUAGCAACGCCCUGCAGACCGCAGUGGCCAAUGCUGCCUCCUCUGUUAUUGAAAAGAAGGGUCUAGAAGCCCUCCAACAGGAAGUGAUUCAGACAGAGUCCCAAGAGACCGUGGCGUCCCACAUGCCUCCUUGCAAUCCAAACGCAGGCAAACGAGAAGACGUCUACCCAUUUGAUGAGCUCCUGAGUCCCAUCGAGCUCGCUGCUUUGGAGCAGCCUGGAUCCAAGAUGGCAGCACUCACCAAGGAGGAGCUGCAAAAGAUGAGAGAUGAAGGAGGGUCACUGAGUGUUGUGAAGCAUUUAGAGAGCAUGCCAUCUGAAGGUGAAGCCAGAGAGAGAAUAGCACGCUGCGCCUUUUAUCUCUCUCUGCUCCUCAAACUGGCGAGUCAGAAGAGCAUCCCACGCAAGUUUGGAUAUGAUGAAGGCUGCCCUCGCAUCAUUCAGAACAAGCUUUUCAGAACUUUCACUGUGGAGAGUUUCAACAAUGGGAGGGUGCAGAACAUAGUUUCAACAUCCAUGCGUGCCAAAUUAGCAGCGUACAGCCUGGCUCUGUUGCUGCACAUGGGACACAUGACUGCUGACCUCUCGUUACUGCAUCGUGAUCUGGGAAUCACCGAAGCCAAGAUGACCGAGAUCGCAAAGUCAAUGGGACUGUCUUUGAUUAAACCAGCAAGAGCCGAACGGGACGAAGCCGCACUGAGUGACGACCACAGACAGGCCACCGUUGUCCUACCACUGGUCAAGUACAAUAAGUUUGUCGAGCAACGGAAACGGAAGAAGAUGCAUUAAAGUAUAAGAAAAGAUGGAAGGACUGCAGGAAAUGGAAACAUCACAAAGAAGAGCCGUUUAUUAUGUUUUGUAGACAAAAGAGGAAAUUGAGUUGCACAUCAUCUUUUUUAUGAUUACUGUUGAGGAUGUAAAAACUAACAAGCUGUAAACAACCUCUAGAUGACCUAACAUCCAGCUUUACUCUAUAGGCACAUUUGUAGACUUCACAUAGACUACAUUCACACUGCAGCCUGAAGUGACCUAACUCAGAUUUUUUUGGGUCGCUUUCAAAAAAUUUCAGUCUGUGUUGUUCAGACUGUCAUGAAAAGAUCAGAUAUAGGUCGCAUUAAGGCAAAAAUAAUCGGAAUUAGGUCACCUCAGGUUGCAGUGUGAACGUAGCCAUAUUGCACACUCUCUUUCUGUCUGGUUGCAAGAAAAUGAGUGUUGGGCAUUGAAGCCAGAAACUCAUCUUAAAACAACACACUGUGCAAGAGGCAGAAGCUUAAUUUUGGCUUGUUGUUGCAUAUUCACUUCAUACGAUCAUCUUUCCAAACCCCCCUGCUACAAUUGUAGAUUUUUUUUUUUAAAUAUCAAAAAAGGCACAGAUUUGUACCAGAUGAGCUAUAAUUUCUAAAGCCUUCCCUUGCUGCUGGGAUUUAUUAAAGCACACGUCCUAAACAGAAACUAUUAAAAGCAUAAUGAUAAAAACAA
Messenger RNA from Poecilia reticulata (guppy), 1958 nucleotides. RefSeq names its product RNA polymerase I subunit E (gene polr1e). Gene Ontology annotation, biological process: DNA-templated transcription. NCBI's taxonomy places the organism in Eukaryota, Metazoa, Chordata, Actinopteri, Cyprinodontiformes, Poeciliidae. Gene Ontology annotation, molecular function: DNA binding. The record is from RefSeq and is a predicted model, not a curated record.